Molecule: messenger RNA, 3451 nt
Organism: Gryllus bimaculatus (two-spotted cricket)
Lineage: Eukaryota; Metazoa; Arthropoda; Insecta; Orthoptera; Gryllidae
Source: the annotation of a GenBank genome assembly
AUGCCGAGCAAGAGCGAAGCGCCGGCAGAGGCGGCGCCACCGGCCGCGGGCGGCGGCGCGCCGCGCACGGAGCUGCAGGAGCUGCAGUUCAAGGCCGGACAAGUCACCGACGAGUCGCUGGAGAGCACGCGGCGCAUGCUGUCGCUAUGUGAAGAGAGCAAGGAGGCGGGCAUCCGGACGCUGGUAGCCCUCGACGACCAGGGAGAGCAACUGGAGCGCAUCGAGGAGGGCAUGGACCAAAUCAACGUGGACAUGCACGAGGCAGAGAAGAACCUGGCGGGCAUGGCCAAGUGCUGCGGCCUGUGCGAGCUGCCCUGCAACAAAUCUUCAUCUUUCAAAGAAGACGAAGGGACCUGGAAAGGAAAUGACGACGGAAAAGUAGUGAACAACCAGCCCCAGCGAGUCAUGGACGACCGCAACGGAUUAGGUCCACAAGGCGGCUACAUCGCCAAGAUUACAAAUGAUGCCCGAGAAACAGAGAUGGAAGAAAACAUGGAACAAGUGAAUACAAUGAUUGGAAAUUUGCGCAACAUGGCUCUUGAUAUGGGAUCAGAAUUACAGAACCAGAACACACAGAUAGAGAGGAUAAAUAAAAAGGGAGAUUCAAAUGUCACCAGGAUAGCUGAGGCAAACCAGAAAGCCCAUGAAUUAUUGAAGUAAUGUGAUUAACCCCCGUCCUAAAUCACCUACCUUUUCAUCAUUUCUAUUUUAAAUAAGGGCUUAUUAAACUUUCCCUAAAUGUGUAACCAAUUCCUGUAGAGGAUUGAGUUGAGCAUGUUUUUCUCUGAUGCAUUUCUGAAAUAAGUAGUGCACGUACAUUUUUACCUGUUAUGUAUUCCUUGUCUUUAAACAAUGAAGUUGAUAUGGUGGAUUGUGUUGUUGGUUUAAAAAGAAUGCCAAAUAGUUUAGUGUUAUGAAGUUCUUACGGGAAUAACAUUUGACCUUCAACCUUAAGUGCUUUCUAUUCAUUUCCUUACCAAUGCAUUCUAGUUUCUAUAGUUGAAAACUUUUUCCAAGUGAUUACUUACAUUAUAAAAUACAUAUUUUUAAGUUGAGUUACCCAAGCAAUCGAGCUCAUGGCACAAUUAAGAGUUUGGACAAUGUAAUCAAAUAAAAUGUUGUAUUGAUGUCUGAACAACGGUAAAGUUUAUAACAUUGACUGAAAUGUUUUAUUUUUUAAGUUAGUGUAUAUAAUAAUAUUUUUUAACAAAUCUUUCAAUUAAUAUGGAUUUGUAUUCACUUUAAAAAAUUGCAUUGGUCAAGUGAAAAGAUAUUAUUUUUCCAAAUGAAACUUUAGGAGAGCACUAUCUGCUAUAUGCAUGUUAUUGUUACAGUGAUUGAGCAAAGAAUGCUUAUGAUGGUAAAAAAUAAUUUACACUUGGGUUUAUGGUAAAUAAUAUUCUAAAAGAUUGAACACAUCGAGUAGAUGUUUUACUUUCAAAUCGCAGCAAAACUUAGAUGUGUAAAUAAUUUAUGUACCGGAACAGAACGAAAAAUUUUAUCAUUAGUCUUUUGAAAAUCUAUCAGCACAUAUUCUAUUUUCAUGAAAACAAUAAAUGAUAUAAGUUUUGGUAUAUUUUAUAUUUCACAAAAUUUGUAGAGACAAAUUAUUUCACAAAAUUUGAAUUUGACUAUUUUUUCAUUUGACAAAAUUGAUAAAGAAAGCUCUAUAAAAUGAUAGGGAACCAUUGGUAGUUGACAGGGGUAACAAUCCAUCCUGUAACCUCAAAAGAUGCUGAAAAUGCAUUGAUAACUGUUUGCAGUGUUCUACACAUAUUAUAUCACUUCUCUCUGAACUCUGCAGUUGUGUAGAUGAAGUUUACUCCAAGAACACAAAAUUUAUUUUGUGUGCUUUAUGCUUUAAAAAAUUGCUAUUGUUGCAUUUGAUAUGUGUGGUUAUCUGUGAUUGUAGAAUAAUGAUUUAAAUCUUUAAAUCUAAAUCUAGUCAAGCAUGCAACAUGUCUGACAUCUAGGGCUAACUUGUCCUUAAAUUAAAUAGAUACAAAAUAAAAGGUAUAUGCUAUUUAUGAAGAUAUUUGUAUGUCUACAAUAUGUUGAAAUAAACAAAAAGUAAACAGAAACCUUUUAAGUAGGUAUACUGUUUUAUUUGUGAUAGAAGAUAACAUCCUAAAAUUUUUAAAUAAGUAUAUAUUAAAUGUUUUUCUGUUGUCAUAAAAAGAAUAUUGUAUUAGUGUGAAAGGAUUUUGAUCUUGGUAUGAUAUUGUGUCUAGAUUAAAAACUGCAUUGAAACAAAGUAGUGUAGUUUUUCGUGUAGAGAUUUGUGUAAUAAUUAUUCUACCAAAUGCCCCUUCAGUCCCAAGGAAGUGAUCUAACUUUCAUGCCAUGAGAAAUAAUGUCGAUCUAAAAGUUCCCAUAUUUUUAAGAUAACUAACUUUGAAGGUAACAGAUUAGAAUAGAUGACAUGUUAAAUCUGGAAACGCGCUGGUAUGACUAAUUUAGAAUGUAAAUUUCAAGUCGCAUUAUUCCUGUACUGAUGUUAUCAGUGACAUUAAAGAAAUUAUCAAAUGAAAUAACAAUUACUGACUUGAGAUACAUGUUACUACAGUUUUGUAAUGAGUGAUAUUAGCUUAUUAAUAACUUGGGACUCAAAGGGUUAAGUGGAAAACUAAAUAAAAAUAUACAUAUACUUUUGUGUUAUGAAAAAUAAGUAAUUUGUGUAUCAAUCAGAUGUGUGUAACAUUGAAUUCCUAAAUAAAUGAAUAAAUUCUUGACUAGAUGGGCUAGAACAUGACAGAACAAUAGUACAAUAUGAUUCAGUUGUGGAGUGGUAAUCUACGUCUUCACUUACAUUAAGAGUGUCUAGAAAUUAAUCUUUGGCAGGGGUGAUGGUUACAGUAGAUAACUGAAUUAAAUAGUAAAAUGAAUUAACUAAAUCUAACAAAUGCCUUGUUACAUGUGAUAUUUAUGUUACUGACAUAUCUAGUAAAACAGUUUGCUGAAUCUUGCUACAAAACUUCAAAGAAAUACUACAUUAGAAGUAAGAUCAAGAUUGUAAAUUGAUAGUGGUAAUUGAAAAUAGGCUCUGACUAAUUAUUACCAAGACCUAUGAAACAUCAACUUUUUUGUGACCUAAUAUUAAAACAUUAUUGUUUCAGUUGAUUAGUCUUCUACUAAUGAGAGAUAAAGCUAGAUGCUUCAAGACCAAUACUAGUUAUCUCAUCCCUGCUAAUGUAGCAAUUUCUAAUGUAGACCUCACAGUAAAAGUUUAUCAGAAGAAACUACCUUUUCAGAGGGUCAAUGAAAAUACUCAAAGGGAAGAACCCUGUAAAAUGUGAUGUCUUUUGAAGAAUCAUAGAUGUUUAGAGGAUUAUACUUCAUCUCUUGCUGCAGUCUCUAUUGUAAUAAUUUUAUUUCUAUUUUGUAAAACAUUUUCUAGUUUUAAGCAGUGCCUUAUUUUAAACAAUGGUGCAUAUUGGUAAAGUAUUGUAUA